This is a messenger RNA of Strongylocentrotus purpuratus (purple sea urchin), 1544 nucleotides long. Its product is annotated as store-operated calcium entry-associated regulatory factor-like. The transcript has 9 exons. The record is from RefSeq and is a predicted model, not a curated record. Gene Ontology annotation, cellular component: endoplasmic reticulum membrane. NCBI's taxonomy places the organism in Eukaryota, Metazoa, Echinodermata, Echinoidea, Camarodonta, Strongylocentrotidae. Bases 285 to 1379 code for a protein of 364 amino acids. Gene Ontology annotation, biological process: regulation of store-operated calcium entry.
CUCCUUGCAGCGUACCAUAACCAAGGUUGACGUAUUUUAGGCGUAGACUAUUUUGGGUUUGUGAAACAAAAAUCAUUAUUCAGAGAUCCUUUUGGAAUUAAAGUUUGCAAGACUAAUGAAUUCUAGGGUAAAGUGAAAAUUCCCAAGUUAAUUAUCCAUUUCUUGAAAGCUGAAAUCAUCUAGAAAGCGAAGCGUUAUCUCAUUCGGACUCCGAGAAAGGAGCAUUUUUGAUUUACAAAAAUUAAUGUUAAAACACUGCAGAGAUUUCAGUAGACGGGACAACAAUGAAGGCAUCUGAGUGUAUUGCCUUUGCGAUUGUGGUUGUACUUGUAGCUUCUGUGCUUGACUUAACGGAAGCAGCAUUCGGGUUUGGAAAGAGUGACCAAGUACUGCUUGAAGAAAUCUCCGUUCUCACCCUCCACCAUGGGAAGAUGACGACAGGAAGAAGAUCUAGCCCAGUUAAACAGCUACAAUGUGUUGGGGGUUCAGCAGCCCAAGCAUUUACACCUCAAGUAGUACAGUGUUACAACCGAGGCUCAGACGGGUACGACGUUCAGUGGGAAUGCAAGAGUGACAUGGACAAUGCGUAUCGCUUUGGUAAGAUAGAGGUCAUUUGUGAGGGAUACUCUUCGCCCGACGAUGAAUACAUUCUCAGGGGAUCGUGUGGGUUGGAGUUCACACUUGAAUACACCAAGGAGGGAAUGCAACAAAAGAACAGUGGAGGGAACGCUCACAGUUACUAUGGCAAAGACGAUGGGUCAUACGAUAACACCUACAACCACAGUCAGCAGAAAUCGAGCAAGGUGGAUUGGCUCUUUCUUGCUAUAGUUGGAGUCCUGAUGUAUGUGAUUUAUAGAACAUGCAUAGCCAAUACACCCACAGAAUCAGGGACAGCAGGGACUGACGAUGGUUACCCUCGUCCAGGAGGUACAGGCUUUGGCCCAGGGGGUGGUGGUGGUGGUGGUGGUGCACCCCCUCCCCCAGGCUACAGGGACAAUGGAUACUCAGGAGCCGGCUGCGGUGGAAGCCAGGGCUACUCUUCAGGAGCCAGCAGGGGUGCAGGAACCGGUGCAGGGGGUCUUGGAGGGGGUCUUGGAGGGGGUCUAGGAGGGGGCGGAUUCUGGACAGGUGCAGCUGCAGGGGGACUGUUGGGAUAUCUCUUUGGUGGCAACAGAAAUCGUGGCUACGGAGGAUACGGAGGUUAUGGAAGACCUAGGUAUGGUGGCGGCUACUCUACACCAAGGUACGGCGGCGGCUUCUCUUCCGGCUGGGGUGGCAGCGGUAGGAGUGGAGGAGGGUUCUCGGGGUUUGGCGGCGGCGGUGGGGGAAGUUCAGGCACAAGAACUGCUUCAGGUUUUGGUGGCACAAGACGGCGAUGAAAGUUGUCUGCCUGGCUGAAUGGUUACGCUCUUAGUAUCUGAGCUGUUCAUGAAGAGGAUCAACUAACCAAAAUAUGGUACCUCAUAAUUAUGCCAAAAAAAGAAAGAUGUUGUAUUGCCCUGUAGGUGCCAAAACAUGGGUUGGUCGGUCAGAUUUUUUUUUUU